UGGGCUCGUAUACACCGCAGAAAUCUCUUGCUCUCGAAAUCCCAAGCUACCCCGAAUAUUUGCGGUCCUCAAUUCCUGCGUUAUGCUUGCUCUCCUGCCAGACCACAUUGCGGAUCCUCAAGCAAGGGAAGGGCUAUGAAUAUUGAAGCAUUCCCCGCGGAGCCAUCCCGGCCCAUCCACAUUGAUCUCCGUCACUGUCGGCGGCAGUUCGACGUAAUUAUGUGUAUGCAGAAGACAAUCACUGGAGUACGGAAUCCUCAAGAAGUCAAUUUCGAUUUGACAUAUGAUAAACGGAUUCGCAGCCAGCGACAGGUGCUCAGUGUUGCGUCGAACGUUGAACACACGACCGACGCGGGACUCACGCUGCGGCGUCGAAGCUAUGGCUCGUGCGAUCGUAGAAGCGAAAUGAUCCGAAAGAUCAGUCCUCCUUUUCUUGACUCCCACUCCAGGUUCUCAGUGCUACUUCGUUUGUCCACCGUCGUACGGGCUUUCGCGGUCAUCCUUCACCAAAAUAACACUUCGCGAGGGGGCCCAACACCCCAUCCGUUUGGCCAUUCGCUUGCCAGUGAACUCGACAUCAACCUCCCAUCCUCACCGUCUCGAAUGGAGCUUCCCUUCGCCAUUGUUGUGCAUCAUCGAGACCGCGCUUUCUAUGUGGAAGAUUCUCUCCUUGAACGCUGCUGUCGACUCUUCAGGAAUUGGGCAGUCGACGUCGAGAGCAGCUAUGUGUUCCGACAGCAAAUGCUACUGCUGAUGCGUCGGUGAUAGAUGACUGUCCGCCUUGAACAUCUACGCAUUGACAGAUACCUACUAGGACAACACUAUACACCCGUAGAGGAUGAAUUGAAAAAA
Messenger RNA from Fomitopsis serialis, 852 nucleotides. RefSeq lists its product as uncharacterized. The coding region runs from base 136 to 765 and encodes 209 amino acids. The record is from RefSeq and is a predicted model, not a curated record. Lineage: Eukaryota; Fungi; Basidiomycota; Agaricomycetes; Polyporales; Fomitopsidaceae. The transcript is spliced from 4 exons.